AUGGCUGACACACGAGCCAGGCUCCAAGCUCUCGUCCAAGAACUCAUUCCUCUCGCCGAGAAGUACGAGGAACCAGCUCCAGGCGCCUUCGGCAUCGAGGAUCCCCUAAUCACCAAAGCGAAAGAACUGAUCGCCCAAGCCCAAGCUCCAGUCGACUAUGCAACGUCCCUGAUGGUCACAACCUUGGAGGCGAUUAGCCUACGCACGCUGCUUCAACUGAACGCUCUUCAGGCGAUCCCAGCAUCAGGUAGUAUCUCGCUCACCGACUUCUCCACAAAGAGCGGCGUCCAAGACUCUCUCCUCGAGCGCCUGCUCCGCGUACCUGUGAACGCAAACUUCAUCGACCAGGACUCCACUUCAGGAGAAUACUCACACACCCAUCUCUCCCAAGGCUUCACCGACCCCAACUCCAUGCCCUGCAGACUCUUUUCCUUCAUCUACGACGAAGGUCUGGGAGGACUGAUGCCUCUCCUCCCCCAAUACCUCACGCACCAACACGCACAGACGGGCAAAUGGGAAGAACCCGGCGCCUCGCGGGACUCAACCCGCUUCAACAUCCAGACCUGGCACGCCAACGUCGAGGGCGUAAAGACCGCCUUCGAAGUGAUGGAAAUGAAUCCAGAGCGUAUGAAGAGAUUCCAAACAUCCAUGGCCAUCGGCGAACAACUCAACCCAUUCGUUGGAUACUACAACUUCGACAAACUCGCCGUCUCCUCAGACGAAGAAGAAGCGGAUCGAAAAGCCCUCGUCGACGUCGGCGGCGGGCAAGGCCUCGCCCUCGCGGCGAUCCUCAAAGCCCACCCGUCCCUCAAACCCACCCACUGCGUCCUACAGGACACGGCGCCCGUCAUCGCCCUCGCGCAGACGUCCAACCCGGCCAACCUCCCGCCAGGGAUAACGUACCAACCGCACGACUUCUUCCUCGCGCAACCCAUCCUCAACGCAAAGGCAUACUACCUCAAAGCCAUCGCGCACGACCUCAGCGACGCGAACCUCGUGGCCGUGCUGCGCGAGCUUGUGGCUGUGAUGGCGGCGGAUAGUCGGGCUCUGAUCGCGGAGAAUGUUUUGCCGGAGAGGGGUGGGAGUGGGGUUAUGGCGUUGAUGGAUUUGAUGAUGAUGGGGAUUGGGGGGAAGGAGAGGACGGAGGAGGGGUUUCGGAGGGUUUUGCGGCAGGCGGGGUUGGUGGUUGAUUGGGUGCAUAGGGCGGGUGGGGGGAGGAAUUAUGCGAUUGUUGAGGCGAGGUUGGAGUGA
Molecule: messenger RNA, 1251 nt
Organism: Zasmidium cellare ATCC 36951
Lineage: Eukaryota; Fungi; Ascomycota; Dothideomycetes; Mycosphaerellales; Mycosphaerellaceae
Exons: 1
Coding region: 1-1251 (416 amino acids)
Molecular function (GO): O-methyltransferase activity
Source: RefSeq, a predicted model, not a curated record